This is a messenger RNA of Pseudocercospora fijiensis CIRAD86, 1361 nucleotides long. RefSeq lists its product as uncharacterized. Lineage: Eukaryota; Fungi; Ascomycota; Dothideomycetes; Mycosphaerellales; Mycosphaerellaceae. The record is from RefSeq and is a predicted model, not a curated record. The transcript has 8 exons. Gene Ontology annotation, biological process: RNA metabolic process. The coding region runs from base 116 to 826 and encodes 236 amino acids. Gene Ontology annotation, molecular function: RNA binding; sequence-specific DNA binding; single-stranded DNA binding. Gene Ontology annotation, cellular component: cytoplasm; nucleus.
GUAUUUGACUAGUGCUUUACGAAUUUGAGCUUGCCGAAAAUGUGAUGGGUGAAAUAUAAACAUCACUGUGUCUCCUGCCUCAGAUCUACACAAACGCUGCUCAGAACUUUUCGAAAUGGCAGCACCAGCUGGAAGUGGACUGACCCAAUCUGGCAUUUUUGAGGAUCUGCAGCAUAAGAUCGACGAAGACACCGGCAUUAAAGAUGCUCUUCGAGACAUAGUAUCGAAGCUAGAAAAGCAAGAUCGCAACACACAAUCCAUUCUAUCACGAGCACACUCAACUGCAAACACCGACUUACCCGCUGUCAUUCAAGCUGCAGAAGCGAGCAUCAAGGAGCAGAUCGCCACGAUUCAAACGCUGUCUGCGGAAGCGUCCAAGCAUCCAUACUACAAGUUCAAUUACUCAUGGCAGAGGCAGAUGGAGAACUCGACAUUCUCGAUACUGUUCUGCGGAUGGCUUGGUGGAUGUGGCAAGGACGGGACCGGCAACUUGUUGACCAUUGAAGAGGUCGGCCAGACAAUGAACGUGCCUGUCAAUGUCAAGGAUCGCGAUUGUUUCCAUCUCACCAUCGAGGAGUACCUCCUCGCCUUGGUUUCCUUACUGGACGAACUGUCCCGACUGGCUCGCAAUUCUGUCACCUUGGGCGAUCACCGCCGGCCGUUUCAGAUCAGCCAGUUCAUCAAGGAUGUCCAUGCUGGUUUCCAGAUCCUCAAUCUGAAGAACGAUGCCUUGCGCAAGCGUAGCGAUAUUAUCAAAUACAAGGUCAAGGAGGUCGAAGACGUGGUGUACGACCUGAGUCUACGAGGCUUGACACCGAAGGAUUGAGUAUGCCUAUGUGCGGUGGUAGAGCGGGAUCCAAGUAUGACUACAGCCUCGGCAAGUUUCUUCGAGGUCUCUGUGCUGAACGGCUUGCGUUGCGAUCGCCGGGCCGGAAGAUGUGUUCUUGGAGCAGACGGUCAGCCACCAGAUCCCCAGAUCAAGGGCAGCAAAGGACCUUCCGCUACCACGCGAUUUGUGGGCAAACGCCGUGCCAUGCAGUAGUCCUCUUCAAACAAAGUUCCUGUCCCUCUCAUGCUAUCGUACACUGGAACACGCAGCACUUCAUUCAUCUGCCCAAGCCCAUGCCGCCGGGUCCCUGUUGCGCCAUGGCGGCAUUUUGCUCCUGGAAGCGCUCUCCCAAUCGCUCAGAGCUCUUAAGGAACUUGUCGACGCAGCGCAUCACACAUCCUUCUUCUUUGCUCUGGAGGCUCUUCGAGGUGAAGUCGGUGACGCAGUCGUUGAAGCAUCGUUGAACGAGGUUGGAGUACAUGUUCAUGAAGUCCUUCAUCUGCUUCUUCUCCAUGCGGCCUUGCAGCUCGCG